UUCCGGUAAUUUCUCAAUUCGUCCAGCAGGGGACGCGCUAUGCUGCGCCGAAAUGGAAUCUUGGAUUGAAGAUUUUCGGUCCCAUUCGUGCUUCUUCUCCCCCCCUCAGCAUUCGUCGCCAACAUUCGCCAUAAAAAGCCACAAUUUGCCACUGCUGCUAUGAGCACGACCGUGCAGGCCGCGCAUUGAAUGACAUUUGGAGCUUAAAGAGAGGAAAAAAGGAGGGGGACCCCCACCCCCACCACCACCACCUCGUCUCGCUGAGGCUUGAUGUCGACACGAGGUCCAACCAUGAGCGUGUUCCCGCCCGUUCGCAAGGACCGCGUCAUCCCGCAGCUGCCUCACUGCUUCUGCGAGGACGCCGCGCUCCACGUCGAGCGCGACUUCGACCCCAAAGUGAAGGCGGCGUGCCAGGAGCGGCGCACCGGCACGGUCGGGUUUAAAAUCUCCAAGGUGAUCGUGGUGGGCGACUUGGCCGUGGGCAAAACCUGUCUGAUUAACAGGUUUUGCAAGGACGCGUUUGACAAGAACUACAAGGCCACCAUCGGCGUGGACUUUGAGAUGGAGCGCUUCGAGGUGCUCGGUGUUCCUUUCAGCCUGCAGCUGUGGGAUACGGCGGGUCAGGAGAGGUUCAAGUGUAUCGCGUCCACGUACUACAGAGGAGCUCAGGUCGUGAUUAUCGUGUUCGACGUUACCGACGUGAAGUCUUUGGAACACAGCAGGCAAUGGCUCGAAGACGCCCUGCGAGAGAACGACCCCACGGCGGUCCAGCUGUUCCUGGUCGGCACCAAGAAAGACAUGAGCUCUCCUGCCCAGUACUCUCUGAUUGAACAGGACGCCCUCCAGGUGGCGCAGGAGAUGCGGGCAGAGUAUUGGACGCUGUCGUCGCUCACAGGGGAGAACGUGAAGGAGUUCUUCUUCCGGGUGGCGUCGCUGGCAUUCGAAAUCAACGUUCUCGCCGAGCUGGAGAAGAGCGGAACGAGGCAAAUAGGCAACAUAAUCAAAAUCCAGAGCAACAGCAGCAACCUGUACGCCAAGUCCAAGAAGAAGCAGCAGCCGGCCUGCUGUCAGUGACGCCGCGUUCAAAGGCAGACGCUUCGCAAGCUGCGGGGAACGCAGGAGCGAGGCGCGCUCACAUUUUCCCGGCCCCAAGACCCCUUUUCCUCACGCCGCGAGUUCACGCGCGCGUGGGGAGUUUGAAUAUCAUAUUUUCAGCCCGUCGAGUGCCAUUUUAGCCAAUCGCAAGCCUGAAAAAGCAACAAGAACUGCCUUUAACCCAAUAGAGUGAGGCGAUCUCGGGAGCGGUCGUUGACUUUCUCCGGUCCAAAUUGGGAAAAAUGAGUUCCCCGUUUCGAUUGACGUUAAAAAUUCCGAGCGCGCCUAAAUGCAGCACACGAACCAAGUGGCAUUCUUCUCUUCUCUUAUUGGUCACAAGGAAGUCAACAGGAAAAGGUUUAUCCUGACUCGUUUGCGAAACGUGGAACAACAUGACCAUUCUUGUAAGAGUACUGUGUUUUUCCUGAUUAUUUAAAGUGUCAAGUUUUUUUUUCUAAAAAAAUAAUACUACAAAAAUACAAACCCCAAAAAACACAUCUCGAAAACUUGAAUAUACUUGUGUGCUACUUUUUCCCUUGAAAAAAAAAAACCUAAAUGUUGAACAUUUUCUUUUUUCAAGAAAAACAUUACUACUAUUUCCCAAAAAAAAAAAAAAAAAAAGAUAAAGAAACUUAGUUUUUCUAUUUAGUAGAUUGCUUUAAAAACAGACUUUCUAAAAAGAAAAAUACUUUAUUGGUGUAUUUGUUUUUUUUGUUUUGUUUUUAUAUAAAUGCUCAAAAAAUGUACUUAUUAAAAAAAAAGUAUUUCAUCAUGACCAGUAAGAGGCGGGGACGUCACUCGUUUGGUUUGUUGUGAUGCAUUCAGGUACCCAUGGAAUUGUCUUAUUUUCCCGCUAACCAAACCAGUGCGAACGCGGACAUCCCGAGACAAUAUUCGAAGGAAAUGCACAAAAUAACGCUGACAACUUCUGCCGGCACAAACAACAAUUGAAGUCGACCAUCCAAGAUUUGUUCCCCCCGAGUGUUCCUUUUGGGUGACGACGUAGAUCACAGUUUACAUGUGAACAAAAUGCGUAGAAAAAGGGUACUUUUUGAAAUAUACACUGCUUGCUUGCGUUCACAUGAGAGAGGCUCGAUGCGAGGUGGAAAUUGAGACAGAGUCAACAUGAUCAUUGAGGGACUGGCUCGUGAACAAAUAUCGCAUAUACAAAGUAAAGCCACUAUUUACCUGCUUUUUUUUGUUCCUCCAUUUUUAUUUUUGAAAGGUUUGCCGUAUGACGUCGUAAAAGGGACGCGGUAACUUUAUGGAGUGAGCUAAACCUAACGUGCUCUUUUGUUGCCAAUGAGUGUUAAAAACGGAACACGUUUUGAAAUGUUCCCACGUAUUAAUAGCAUGAUUACAUGACGUUCAAUAAAAUGUUUUCUUUGAAAGGAA
Molecule: messenger RNA, 2490 nt
Organism: Phycodurus eques (leafy seadragon)
Lineage: Eukaryota; Metazoa; Chordata; Actinopteri; Syngnathiformes; Syngnathidae
Gene: rab34a
Product: RAB34, member RAS oncogene family a
Exons: 11
Coding region: 271-1074 (267 amino acids)
Biological process (GO): endocytosis; phagosome-lysosome fusion
Molecular function (GO): GTPase activity; GTP binding
Source: RefSeq, a predicted model, not a curated record